Molecule: messenger RNA, 1723 nt
Organism: Vicugna pacos (alpaca)
Lineage: Eukaryota; Metazoa; Chordata; Mammalia; Artiodactyla; Camelidae
Source: RefSeq, a predicted model, not a curated record
CCGCCAGGCCCGUGAGCCGCGCGCAGAAUGGGCAGGUGCUGCUUCUACGCGGUGGGGACGCUGUCGCUGCUCCUGCUGGUGACCAGCGUCACGCUGCUGGUGGCCAGAGUCUUCCAGAAGGCCGUGGACCAGACGAUCGAGAAGAAUAUCGUGUUAAGGAAUGGUUCCGAGACUUUUGACUCCUGGAGGAAGCCCCCUCUGCCCGUGUACUCCCAGUUCUAUUUCUUCAAUGUCACCAAUCCAGAGGAGAUCCUCAGAGGGGAGAUUCCUCGGUUGGAAGAAGUGGGGCCCUACACCUACAGGGAACUCAGGAACAAAGCAGAUAUUCAAUUUGGAGAUAAUGGAACAACAAUAUCUGCUGUUAGCAACAAGGCCUAUGUUUUUGAACGAGCCAAGUCUGUUGGAGACCCUAAAAUUGACUUACUUAGAACAUUAAAUAUUCCUGCAUUGACGGCCAUGGAAUGGGCCCGGCUCCCGCUCCUCCGCGAGGUCAUCGAAGCCUUGUUGAAGGCCUAUCAGCAGAAGCUCUUUGUGACACGCACGGUCCAUGAAUUGCUCUGGGGCUACAAAGAUGAGAUCUUAUCCCUCAUCAACGUUUUCAAACCCGAUAUCUCUCCCUAUUUUGGCCUGUUCUAUGGGAAAAAUGGGACUAAUGAUGGAGACUAUGUCUUUCUAACCGGAGAGGACAAUUACCUUAAUUUUUCCAAGAUUGUGGAAUGGAAUGGGAAAACGUCACUUGACUGGUGGACAGCUGAUGAAUGCAAUAUGAUCAAUGGAACUGAUGGAGACUCUUUUCACCCAUUAAUCACCAAAGAUGAAGUCCUUUAUGUCUUCCCAUCUGACUUUUGCAGGUCAGUGCAUAUAAUUUUCAGUGACUAUGAGCGCGUACAGGGACUUCCUGCCUUGCGGUAUAAGGUGCCUGCAGAAAUAUUAGCCAAUACCUCAGACAAUGCUGGCUUCUGUAUCCCUAAAGGAAACUGCCUGGGCUCAGGAGUUUUGAAUGUCAGCGUCUGCAAGAAUGGUGCACCUAUUAUCAUGUCUUUCCCACACUUCUACCAAGCAGAUGAGAAGUUUGUUUCUGCCAUAGAAGGCAUGCAUCCAAAUAAGGACUAUCAUGAGACAUUUGUGGACAUUAAUCCUUUGACUGGAAUUAUCCUAAGAGCAGCCAAGAGGUUCCAAAUCAACGUUUAUGUCAAGAAAUUAGAUGACUUUAUACAAACAGGGAAUACUGUUUUCUUGUUCCCCUCCCAGAGUGUUCUCAUUGACCAAGAGACUGCAAGUCGACUGAAGUCUGUGAUUAACACGACUUCCAUCAUCAUCAAUAUCCCCUACAUUGUCAUGGCGCUGGGCGUGUUCUUUGGUCUGGUCUUCACCUGGCUUGCGUGCAGAGGACAGGGAUCCAUGGAUGAGGGAACUGCAGACGAAAGAGCGCCCCUCAUACGAACCUAACAGUCGGCUGCACUUGGUGAAGGAAGCAAGGGAGCUGUCGUGACCUGGACCACAGCGUGGGGCAACUGUCUGCGUCCUCACCGGCAUGUCACCUGGUGUGAGAGGAGAGAGGAGACCCUAUGCUGGCGUGUGAUGAGGGCCCAUGGGCAGAGGGCCAAGAGCAGGCUGACAUGGUUGGCCGUUAGGCUUUACAAGAUCCUAUGGUCCCUGACAAACUAUUUUGUUCUUCAAGUGUCUAGCAAGUAUUUAAUAAAUUCUUGUAUAGUAAUUUUUC